CUUUGUAGGUACUUAAUGGACCAAGGAAAUAAUUCUAGAGUGGCUGAGUUUGUGCUGCUGGGACUCUCCAGUUCCUGGGAGCUCCAGUAUUUCUUCUUUGUGUUGUUUAAUUUCCUGUACAUCACCAUUGUUCUGGGCAACCUCCUCAUUGUCCUCACAGUGGUCUCGGAACCUGCCCUGCACACACCCAUGUACAUCAUGCUCAGUAAUCUUUCUGUUCUUGAUGUGUUUCUGGCCACUUAUGCAACCCCCAAGAUGAUGCAUGAUUUCCUUCAUGAACCCAAGACCAUCUCCUUUGCGGGCUGCAUGGCACAGAUAUUUUUGCUCCAUGUCUUUGCUGGUGGUGAGAUGUUGCUCCUUGUAGCCAUGGCAUAUGACAGGUAUGUAGCCAUAUGCAAACCUCUCCAUUAUGCAACCAUCAUGAACUUGUGCAAAUGUACAUGUCUAGUAGUAGGCUCUUGGGUGACUGGGGUCAUGCACUCGCUAAGCCAGUUAGCUUUCACUGUAAAUCUGCCCUUCUGUGGUCCAAACAUAGUGGACAGUUAUUACUGUGACCUUACUUUGGUCAUCAAACUUGCCUGUACUGAUACUUAUAUCCCUGAAGUGUUGAUGCUUUUGGACAGUGGCCUCAUGGGGGUGACUUCAUUCUUGCUCUUGCUGAUCUCCUACACAGUCAUCCUGGUCACUGUGCGACGUCACUCCUCUGUGGGCAUGGCCAAGGCCCGCAACACUCUGACUGCCCACAUCAUUGUUGUGAUCCUCUUUUUUGGGCCCUGUAUCUUCAUCUAUGCCUGGCCUUUCAGCAAUUUCCCAGUUAAUAAAGUCCUUUCUGUGUUCUCUACGGUUUUCACGCCCAUACUGAACCCCAUUAUCUACACUUUGAGAAACAAAGAGGUGAAAUCAGCAAUGCAUAAACUGAAGACCCGGUAUGUAAGUUCUAGGCUGCUUUCUCACUGUCUCUCUCAAGACCACAAUUGUUGA
Molecule: messenger RNA, 981 nt
Organism: Vicugna pacos (alpaca)
Lineage: Eukaryota; Metazoa; Chordata; Mammalia; Artiodactyla; Camelidae
Product: olfactory receptor 4K15-like
Biological process (GO): G protein-coupled receptor signaling pathway
Cellular component (GO): membrane
Molecular function (GO): G protein-coupled receptor activity; olfactory receptor activity
Source: RefSeq, a predicted model, not a curated record